GUGAGGGGACAGGACUGUGAAUUCAGAUACUGUUUUUCUCCCGAAAUAGGUAUUUGGCUCCUAUUUUUUUCCUCCUCGACAGCAUCUUAAUUUGAAAUAUGACACUUGACCUACGGACCUGCAGGGACCGGUUAAGAGGAUGAGAGGCCAAACUCUUUUUGGUGUUUAGGCGCCCCUACUCGGGGCGGUGUGUUGGGAGGGCCCAGGUCAAGGCGCGCGUGGGCGGAAGCGGCGGCGGCGGCGGCGAAGGCGGCGGCUGUCAGAGCUGGAGGGCCGGGCACCGCGGCCAUGGAGGGUCAACGCUGGCUGCCGCUGGAGGCCAAUCCCGAGGUCACCAACCAGUUUCUCAAACAAUUAGGUCUGCAUCCUAACUGGCAAUUCGUCGAUGUAUAUGGAAUGGAUCCUGAACUCCUUAGCAUGGUACCAAGACCAGUCUGCGCAGUAUUACUUCUCUUUCCUAUUACAGAAAAGUAUGAAGUAUUCAGAACAGAAGAGGAAGAAAAAAUAAAAUCUCAGGGACAAGCUGUUACAUCAUCAGUAUAUUUCAUGAAGCAAACGAUCAGCAAUGCCUGUGGAACAAUUGGACUGAUUCAUGCUAUUGCAAACAAUAAAGACAAGAUGCACUUUGAAUCUGGAUCAACCUUGAAAAAAUUCCUGGAGGAAUCUGUAUCAAUGAGCCCUGAAGAACGAGCCAGAUACCUGGAGAACUAUGAUGCCAUCCGAGUUACUCAUGAGACCAGUGCCCAUGAAGGUCAGACUGAGUCCUCCUCGCCAUCCUCAUCACAGCCUCAUUCUAGCCACUGCAGAACGAAGGCCUCAUCAUUGUGUCACCAUGCAUCCCUGCCCUGGGUCAAACGUUACCAUGUAGGCCCUGCAAAGGCUACCAGUCCAUCUCUCCGUCUUCGUCGCUGGCGACCCUUCUUACGCCUACCAUCUUUGGGUCUCCAUUCUGUUGCACCAAAUAUAGAUGAAAAAGUAGAUCUUCAUUUUAUUGCAUUAGUUCAUGUAGAUGGGCAUCUCUAUGAAUUAGAUGGGCGGAAACCAUUUCCAAUUAACCAUGGUGAAACUAGUGAUGAAACUUUAUUAGAGGAUGCCAUAGAAGUUUGCAAGAAGUUUAUGGAGCGUGACCCUGAUGAACUAAGAUUUAAUGCGAUUGCUCUUUCUGCAGCAUAGCUUGUCAAUAAUGGAAACACCAAAUACUGUGUGAUUUGCAACUAAAUUUUCUCUGUCAUACACUAACUCAAACAUUUUGAUAUUUUCCUUAACUUGAUGAUUAAACUUUAUGUGAGUUAAACUUUGCCUUAA
This is a messenger RNA of Macaca mulatta (Rhesus monkey), 1305 nucleotides long. Lineage: Eukaryota; Metazoa; Chordata; Mammalia; Primates; Cercopithecidae. The record is from RefSeq and is a predicted model, not a curated record.